Haliotis rubra (blacklip abalone) is the source of this 1400-nucleotide messenger RNA. RefSeq lists its product as uncharacterized. The record is from RefSeq and is a predicted model, not a curated record. Bases 291 to 1331 code for a protein of 346 amino acids. The transcript is spliced from 6 exons. NCBI's taxonomy places the organism in Eukaryota, Metazoa, Mollusca, Gastropoda, Lepetellida, Haliotidae.
AUCACAUUAGUUCCUCGAGGCCGAUGUGUGUGUUGCCCAGUAAUUAAAUGUUAGUUGAGUUGAAUACCCAUUGAGAAUAUAUUUAGUGAGAAAUAUUUCCCAUAUCUUUUUUGUCGACAGAGACUUUAGGCAUGAACUAUCAUUAAUUAUUACCUGCGUUCGUGAAUCGUGGACAAGAGGUCAUAACUGGUUCAUGUUUGUGAAGAAAGGGAACUUUAUCUACCACAACCACGUAACACAGCGGACGAUAUAAUCGCAGGCCCCAGUAUCCGACAAAGAACUGCACAAAGAUGGUGUUGCUGCAGGGAAAGGUGCAGCCGGGCGAGGAAAGAGUGUACCAUUUGAACACCAAGGAUUUCCUUCGUCCGCCUUUGAAACAAAUAGGAAACAGCAUAGCGGACAUCAGAAGUUAUUUUGAAAAGAAAGGUGUCAUAAACAUGAUGCCUGACGGACCCAAGAAGGACCUGGAGGAUAUUGACGCGGAUUUGUUGUCGCUAUUACAGGAAGAUUGUGUCUUAUCAGGUGACAAUAUAGUGAAAGGAGCAUGUUCUGGCACGUGCACAGACGCUUCUUGCCUUGUGUUUUUGUCAGAAUCCUUAGCAACAACAUUCAAUAUCUCUGCGUCACCACCACCGUUCGAACACAAAUGUGAUAUAUUCAUAGCAAUGCCCAAGCAACCCCUUAUUAUACUAACAGUUGCUGAUGAUUCGACUGCGACGGGAGCAGAGAGAGACUAUAAUGCUUCUGUGGCCAGAGAAGUGACAUCAAAACUGCGGGCGUUUACAAGUGAGAGUGUUAACAUCGUGCAUGGUGUUAUCUGCAGAAGGGAUUUGAAAGAUAGUCGAACGUUCCACAGAAAGUUACUCCUUCACGCAGCUCUAUCGUCGUUGUUCCUUCCAAAGUCUACUUUCUCCACGAGUGAACCAAAGUACAGCCGUGUUCUAACAGCUGUUUGGGCAGCAAUGGCUCAAACCAGGGCUGUGCUGGCAGAGAUAGAUACGAGUAUCAGGUUUCUUACAAAAGAACAGUGUGUCGUCUUGGUGGAGAACAUGAACUCUAAACAUGUCCAGGUGAGAUGUGAACCCGGAAGUGGAGCUACGACUCUGAUGCUGGAGGUGACCAGGAGACUGAGCAGGCUGGGGGAAACUCUCCUGGUGUGUAGGUCAAGGGAGGAGACGGACAGACUCAGUUUGAUGCACCCAUCAACUGUAUCGAUGUGCGAUGUUGGAUACUUGGAUCUGUCAAAGUUCGAGAAUAUUGUCCACGACACUGAUGAUAUACUUUACCAACAACGAGGUCGUCACUGGCAGUUCCUGAGAGAAUCCACUUGAAGCAAGAAGAGACAGUAGCAGUUGCUAGAAUGCUUAUCGCAAAAAAACAUCUGUGUCGGCCUCAUGUCA